AAAAAUUCUACGAGUGUGGGCCCAAAAGAAAAUUUCCAUUCCCAUUCCCCAGUACUCUUUGUUUUCCAUCUUCAUAAACGAGAGAAAAUAUCUUAGAAUUCCCCUCCAUUUUCUUUACUCCCAUUGCCCCCCCUUCCAAAAUACAGAGUGCUCGUAGAAAAGAUCAACCUAAUCCCAACACACGCAUAAGAAAAGUAAUUCCAUUUUUACUUAGGAAAUGUUCACAUAAGAUUAAGGCCUCUCUCCUACUCCUACCUUGAAAGGUUUCUAAAAAGAAAGAAUAGCUGUCAGAUACGGUAAUAUCAAAACAUAUAUUUCCUUUCCACGGGCCUCUUAGAUUCUUAUCUGAUACCCUCCCCUCGUGUGCUCUGUCUCCCUUCCAUUAAUGCUCUAUCCACCUUCUCGUUUCUCUCAAAAACGAGUCCUCUCUAUAUACUUACAUGCCCCCACUACUUGUAUGAGUACCACGCUAAUAGAUGCGUUCGCCUUGUUACUAAGAUAUCCAUCACAAAGUUAAAUAACUCAUGGCGGUAAUUUCUCUUUAUUUGGUCUUCUUUGUGGUUCUCCCGGCGAUAGUCCUUAUCGCUCACCGGAGUUCGCGGUGCCGACGGCUCCGGUUGCCGCCGGGGAGUUUGGGUCUGCCCUUUGUUGGAGAGACUCUACAGCUGAUAUCUGCAUACAAGACUGAGAACCCUGAACCGUUUAUAGAUGAGCGGGUGAGCCGGUUCGGUUCGUUGUUUAAAACCCAUAUUUUUGGUGAACCGACAGUUUUUUCUGUUGACCCGGAAACGAACCGGUUCAUUUUGCAAAAUGAAGGGAAGCUGUUUGAGUGUAGUUACCCCGGUUCGAUAAGCAACCUGCUGGGAAAACAUUCUUUGUUGCUGAUGAUGGGUAAUCUUCACAAAAAAAUGCAUUCCUUAACCAUGAGUUUCGCUAACUCUGCAAUCAUCAGAGACCAUCUCUUGGUCGAUAUAGACCGGUUGAUCCGUCUCAAUUUAGAUUCUUGGUCCGACCGGGUUCUCCUCAUGGAGGAGGCUAAGAAGACUACAUUUGAGUUGACAAUGAAGCAGCUAAUGAGCUUUGAUCCAUGUGAAUGGACCGAGAGUCUAAGAAAAGAGUACGUGCUUGUUAUUGAAGGCUUUUUCAGCGUGCCUCUACCCAUCCUUUCCCCCACAUACCGCAGAGCCAUCAAAGCUAGGACUAAGGUGGCAGAGGCUUUGAGCUUGGUAGUGAAGCAAAGGAGGAUAGAGAGUGAGUCAGGAGAGAAAAGGAAGGACAUGCUGGCAGCUCUUGUAGCUUCAGAUGAUCAUGGCAGCUUCUCGGACGAGGAAAUAGUAGAUUUCUUGGUAGCCCUGCUUGUUGCAGGCUAUGAAACUACAUCUACAAGCAUGACUCUUGCUGUUAAGUUCCUCACCGAGACACCUCUGGCUCUGGCCCAGAUCAAGGAGGAGCAUGAACAGAUUAGAGGAAAGAAGGGCGAGGAGGGAGCUCUUGAGUGGAGUGAUUACAAGUCAAUGACCUUCACUCAGUGUGUUGUUAAUGAGACUUUGAGAAUAGCAAACAUAAUAGGUGGGAUAUUUAGACGAACAAUGACAGAUAUAAAUGUUAAAGGUUAUACAAUUCCGAAAGGAUGGAAGGUUUUUGCAUCGUUUCGUGGUGUACAUUUAGACCAUGAAUACUUCAAAGAUGCUCGAACUUUCAAUCCGUGGAGAUGGCAGGACGAGUCGGGGGCAACAUGCCCAGCAAAUGUGUUCACUCCUUUUGGAGGAGGGCAACGGUUAUGCCCAGGAUAUGAACUUGCUAGAGUAGAACUCUCUGUUUUCCUUCACCACCUGGUCACCCGUUUCAGUUGGACCCCAGCCGAAGAAGACAAGCUGGUUUUCUUUCCAACUACGCGGACACAAAAGCGAUAUCCCAUCAAUGUGCAGCGUCGAAAUCGUGUCUAAGCCAUGUAAAAGUAUUAGAGCGAAAGAGAAGUGAUGUAGAAGAGCUCGAGUCCUUUUAAUGAUGGAUCCAAUAAAAGCUCAAGCAAUAAGAUAGAAGCUUAUUUUGAGUUCCCGUAUAGCGGGUACCAUCAGUAGAGGUCUUGGGCUAGAGCCGAUUACUGCUCCACUCCUACAGUACCGCCUCUCCUCCCGUGUAAAUUGACGACUAUAUCCUUGAAUAAAAUCAUGCUACUCACGCCACCCACCCCAAGCCUUAACCGCCACUAUAUACUGUCAGUAAUAAAUAAUUUUCUUCGUUGUAUGCAGCGACAAGCUAGUGUUUAAAUCGACUAUAUUAACUAAGGCGAUCUUUCCUUGGAAAUAUUCAAAGUGGCGUGAGAGUGAGAGCUUGUUUUUCCAAUUUAAUAAAGCAUCAUGCUCUAGAA
Molecule: messenger RNA, 2371 nt
Organism: Populus euphratica (Euphrates poplar)
Lineage: Eukaryota; Viridiplantae; Streptophyta; Magnoliopsida; Malpighiales; Salicaceae
Product: cytochrome P450 90A1-like
Exons: 8
Coding region: 525-1946 (473 amino acids)
Biological process (GO): brassinosteroid homeostasis; sterol metabolic process; multicellular organism development
Molecular function (GO): iron ion binding; monooxygenase activity; oxidoreductase activity, acting on paired donors, with incorporation or reduction of molecular oxygen
Source: RefSeq, a predicted model, not a curated record